CUGACUAGUCUAACGAGUUGUCUAUUAGAAAGACUGAGACAUUGAGGUGACGCACAGUUAUGACGCCAUAUUCUCGGCUGUUUUUUAUCUUGCUCUGCUGUACGAAAGCCUUGUUGUUUUUCUGUCUGACUCGACGAGCUGAGGUUCAGACAUGUCAGAGGGAGAUGGUGUACUGUCCAAUAGGAGCUUUCUGUCCAGUGAUGGUGGUAAUUUUAGCUCUCUUUGCCCAAAUGGCUCUGAAUGGAUUUGGUCCAAACUCGGAGAGUGCACUCAGGACAACCGGGACAUGGCCAGUGUGGUCCUAGGUCUGCUGUCCAUCUCCUGUUUCAUCGUGUCCUCUUUCCCGCAGUACUACAGCUCGUGUAAGGCCGGGAAUAUGGACAGCGCUUUAUCCAUUUGGUUCCUGUUGUUUUGGCUUGCGGGUGACUCGUGUAAUCUCAUAGGCUCGUUUUUAGCUGACCAGCUUCCUCUUCAGAAAUACACUGCGGUGUACUACGUCCUGGCCGACCUUUUAAUGUUAAGCAUGUAUGGAUUCUAUAAGAUGAGGCACAUACCACGCGGUGACCGCAGGACGGUGCUGUAUACGUUGGGUGUGCUGUGUACACUCGGCACGUUUUCCUCUCUGCUGCAGUCUCCCGUCUCUGUUGUACACACACGCAUCUCCUCCUCGGGCUUCAGGGGCCGAACGCUGCUGGCUGUGGAUCAGCUGAAUGCAAGUUCAAUAGAGCCUUUCAGCACUAAGGAGAUUAUUGGCUUCACGGUCGGCUCGAUCUCCUCUGUGCUUUAUCUCUGCUCCAGACUGCCACAGAUUUAUACCAAUUUUCGGAGGAAGUCGACAGAAGGCGUGUCGUUCUUUCUGUUCGCACUGGUGAUUCUGGGUAACGUCACGUACGGGCUGAGCAUACUGGUGAAGAACCCGGAGCGAUGGGAGGGUGAGACAAGUUACCUCGUCCACCACCUGCCCUGGCUCGUCGGCAGCCUGGGGACGCUCUCACUCGACCUGGUGAUAUCGGUUCAGUUUAUGAUCUACAGCAGAGCUUCAAAGAAGACAGUAGACGUUGAGGAGACUGCGGCUCUCCUGAAUGACUGAGUGCUCAGACCUCCAAACCUUCACCACGCACGACUCCCCCCCCACCCCCCCAACAC
Messenger RNA from Tachysurus vachellii, 1146 nucleotides. It is a transcript of the gene slc66a1, whose product is annotated as solute carrier family 66 member 1. The transcript has 8 exons. NCBI's taxonomy places the organism in Eukaryota, Metazoa, Chordata, Actinopteri, Siluriformes, Bagridae. The coding region runs from base 152 to 1090 and encodes 312 amino acids. The record is from RefSeq and is a predicted model, not a curated record.